Messenger RNA from Fukomys damarensis (Damara mole-rat), 3100 nucleotides. Its product is annotated as melanoma-associated antigen B16. The record is from RefSeq and is a predicted model, not a curated record. The transcript is spliced from 3 exons. Gene Ontology annotation, cellular component: nucleus. Gene Ontology annotation, biological process: negative regulation of transcription by RNA polymerase II. The coding region runs from base 1840 to 2832 and encodes 330 amino acids. NCBI's taxonomy places the organism in Eukaryota, Metazoa, Chordata, Mammalia, Rodentia, Bathyergidae.
AGGGGGAGAGAGAGGGAGAGAGAGGGAGAGAGAGGGAGAGUCGGUAUGCACGAGUGGGCAGUGAGUGGGGGAAAGGAUGGUAGAAAGGGAGAAGAGGUAGAAUGAGAGGAAACCUCUGAUGGCAGAGUUGGGAAGACUGGAGGAAAGUGAGGGUGGGACGAGGUGAAGAUGAAGAAGAAGGGGCUGAAUGUUGAGGGACGUGGGGGUGGGGGUGGAUGGUCAGAGGGAUCAAAUUGAAGUGUGAGCACAGAAUAAGAGUCAAAUCUAGACUGAUCAUGAAGGAGGAGAAUUUGGAAUGUAGUACAGGAUUAGCAGAGUGAAGAGUGACUGGGAAGAUGGAAAAUGCCUGUACAUAAGGGUCUUCUGACCACUUGACCUUGCUCUGAAUAAAGUUAUCUAGAUGUUGAAGUACUUAGGAUUCAAAGGUGCUAUGCUCUGGCCACCAGUGACUAUUAUCUGAUUGAUAGUAUGGCCAGUUAGUGUUUCAGAGGAAGAUAAAUAGUUUUGGUUUGAUAUUUCUCCCUCCCAGGUAAAGCGUUCUUAGAUAUUUAAAAAGCAAAAACAAAGGUUAGUGUUUGGGCAGUCAGAAGGCUGAGCCGGAGUUGCCUGGAGUCCAGUGGUUGGGGUCUCUAGACCAAAUGAAGAGAAGACCAUAGAGACACGGGUGUCCUUGAAUAAUCCCAGGGAAAUAGUGGCCACUAGCAGGAAACCAAUAUCUUGCAUCUCCUCAGGGACCAGGCCAAGGGGACAGUGACCCAAGCCUAGGAGGACCAAGACCUAGUGAUAAGAUUUAUGGACAGAUGGAUGGAAGGAAGGGGCAGGGUCCUCUGGAGGAGACCUAGAGACUCUCUGGACUCCUAGCAGUUGACUUCCUGGAUCAGAGACAAUGGCCAGUGUUGUGUGGAUGGAUGACAGCAGCAAGGGUGACCUUAUGUAUUGGUAAUCUCACAAAGGCCUCCCAGGUUUUAGCACCAAAUAUUAGGUUAAUUUAAGAGCUAAAGACUACCAAUCAAGGCAGAAGCAGUAGCACAACAAGUAGAGUAGUAUUUUGGGAGUCUGAGGUUGACUUCCACUGGGCCCCGAGAGGCAACGCAGAAACUUUUAAGCUGGGGUAGGGGAUGGAGCUUGGGCUGGGAAGUGGAGUGAGGGAUGGAAUGAAGAAGUCAAUAGGCCUUAAACAUAGAACAGAAGUAAGUCUGCUGAGGUGCUUUAAGUUAACAAUGCCCAUCAGGGCAAAGGCCCUGCUGGGGUUUAAUCCUCAGUACUGCAGGGGAGGAAAAAAGCCUGUGUUAUGUCACAGGCUGUGAUCCCAACAAUCUGGAAAGCUGUAGCAAGAGAAUGGCCAUCGACAGCCCAGAGAGAUGGUCUUAGCCUCUUAGCAAGUCCUUGUCACAAAAUUUAAAAAAAAAAUUAAAAAGGACUGGAGAUGAAUCUUAGUGCAGAGACCCUGGGCUCAGUGGCCAGUACAGGAAAACAAAAAGCAAAAGCAAAAAAUUCUUUGAGUAACUAUGCUAUCAUUGCAGAAUUGUGACCAAACCACUGAACUUCAGCCCUCAGUCUCUGCGUGCUAGUGGAGGAAAGGGGUACCUACAGACAUCUCCCUAAAGAAUCUAAAGGUGGUGAGGCCUUAGUCACAUGGAGGCAGCAUCAUGUCUUCAGAGAAAGAAAUCCAAUUUCUGAGGCCUGAAAUGAUCCCAGAGGAGUGAGGGCUUCAGUGUAAGGGUGCAUGACCAAGAUCAUCCGACAGAGAAUUUGCAGGUGCUUGAGGAAUUUAAGGGAGUGAUUCUUCAUUGCUCACUCUGUGGACUUUCCACCCUCCUGCCGUUCACUCACAUCGUCAUGUCUCAGUAUCAGGCAAAUCUAGAGGAUGAAGACCUUCCCAGAGGCAGUGAGGCCGAAGGCCUAAAGACUGCACAGGUCUGCUCCGCUGAGGAAGAGAAAUUUGCUGCCUCCUCCCAACCUCUUGUUCCCAGUUCUCUGAAGGAGGCACCUAUGGCUGAGACGCCCAAUACUUCUGAGGGUCUUCAGCAUUUCUGUUUGUCUCUGAGCAAUUCUGUGGAGGCUGUUAGUAGCCAAGGAAAUGAGCAGAUCUCAAGUACCAGACAGGCUGCAGCGGCCCCUGGGAAUGUGCCCCGCAGUGCUGUGGAUGAGAAAGUGUCCUUCUUAGUGAGUUUCAUGCUGCUCAAGUAUCAGAUGAAAGAGCCAAUAAGGAAGGCAGAUAUGUUGAAGAUUAUCGUACAAGAGGAUGAAGCACAAGAGGAUGAAGCACACUUCGCCCAGAUCUUACUGCGAGCCUGUGAGCGCAUGGAGAUGAUCUUUGGCUUAGAUGUGAAGGAAGUGGAUCCCAUCAGCCACUGCUACGGUGUCUUCAUCAAGCUGGGCCUCACCUACGAUGGGAUGCGAAGUGGUGAAGAAGGCAUGCCCAAGACUGGGCUCCUGAUGCUUGUCCUGGGUGUGAUCUUCAUGAAGGGCAACCGUGCCCCUGAAGAGGAGAUGUGGAAAGCGCUGAAUCUGGCAGGGAUGUAUUCUGGGAAAAAUCACUUUCUGUUUGGGGAGCCGGGGAAGGUCAUCACCAAAGAAUUUGUGCAGGAAAAGUAUGUGGAAUACCGGCUGGUGGCCAACAGUGAUCCUCCGCAGUAUGAAUUCCUCUGGGGCCCAAGAGCCUAUGCUGAAACCAGCAAGAUGAAAGUGCUGGAGUUUUUGGCCAAGGUUCUGGGGGUUGACCCAGGUCAUUUCCUGUCUCAGUAUGCCGAGGCUCUUCUAGAGGAUGUCGAGAGAGCACUAGCCAGUGUCCAAGUCAUUUCUCAUCUCAUUAGGCAGAGGCUGUGCUAGAAGAUGUCGAGAGAGCACUAGCCAGUGCCUCUCUGAGAGCUGCUUCCUGGUCCACUGCAAGUUACUGUGCAAUGGGCAGUAGUUUCUCUUACACCUAGUCAAGUGAGAGGUGGAUUUUUCACUUAUUGUUCCUAGAAUAGCUAGUUUGCUGGAGGAGAAUGCUAGUAUUGAAAGAAUGUAGGUACCGGUACUGAGAUGGGUCUGACAGAAAGACAGAAUACAUCAUUCAUAUGUUAGUUUUCGUUGUGCAAUCUGACAGUUUAUUGUG